Molecule: messenger RNA, 1546 nt
Organism: Ricinus communis (castor bean)
Lineage: Eukaryota; Viridiplantae; Streptophyta; Magnoliopsida; Malpighiales; Euphorbiaceae
Exons: 2
Coding region: 372-1331 (319 amino acids)
Source: RefSeq, a predicted model, not a curated record
CUCAAAUCUUUUAAUCCCCCAAAACCCAUCACAAAGAGAGAAAUAAAGGAGGGAGAAUGCGAAAGCAGUCUCUCUUUUUUCUGGAUCUCUCAAUAACCACAAACCAACACAUUAUGGUCUAGAAUCUCUGUUAUAUCUGUUUAUUUAAUUUUAUUUAAUUUUUUGUUUUUGUUUUUAUUACAAAAACAAGUUUCUUAGAUUUAAACAAACAAACCAACCACCUUUUUUUGUACCAUUGUUUCCCUUUUCUUUCUUCCUCAACCAUUAGCUGAAUUCUUUCUUGGUUGAUGCCAAUUCUAUAACUUGGAACAGAAUACAGCAUCCUUUAACUUCUCUUUUGUUUAUUCUUAAUUGUGACUAUUAGUUUCAUUAUGGAAAACAUUACCCGAGUUCGAGCAUUUUCAUCUCCUGAAUUGGCACCUUCUCCAUCUAGUCCAGCUAUUCGGCCAGAAGAUUAUAGUUUGGAAGGUAUUGCCACAAACGUGAAGCUAUUGCUAAAACUAAUCCAAGAACACAACGGAGCAAGCACUAUCGAUGACAGGAAAACGCAGAGGAUUGCUGGCAUGAUCACAAUCUUAGAUGAUGUUAAAUCAAGGAUAGAAAAAUCACAAUCUGCACGGAAAAGAUUAGCAGAGCUAAGGAGAUGCAAUACAGAACUUAGGCCUAGUCGCACCCCAAAUACACCAACAAGGGACAAGAAAUCUCAAGAAUCAUUAGCUGAUGAUAAUGAGAAGUUAAAGAAACAACUUAGUGCAAGUUUGGCAGCAAGAAAGAGUCUAGAGAUUAUGUGUUCAAGCUUGGGGAAGGAAAAAGAAAUUAUGGCUAGAGAGGUUGCAAGAAAGGUUGGUGAAUUGAAUGGCAUGGAGGAACUUAUCAGUGAUCUUAAGGCACAAAAUGCAACUUUGUUGGCAAAACUACAAUCUCAUGCAGCGGAGCAGAAGGAAAAGAGAAAUAGCGGAGGAGAUGUUCAAGGGAAUGCAGCACUUCAGGAUCGGAACAAGGCUCUUUCAGAUCAACUCCUCAAAUCUCUUGACAGUUACCGAUCUUUGAAGAGGAAAUACAAGGAUGCAAAAGAGGAAAACUUUAGAAUUCAGACAACACUGGAGGAGAUUGGAGUUGAAGUAACAGCUGGAUUUGAACAAAUCCAAAGCUUCAGGCAAAGAAUGGGUUCAUGCAAAGAUCAACCACCAGAUAUAGAAAAGGAGAUUUCAGCAUUAGAGCGAAUGUUCGAGCAAGUUAACAUGAAAAUCUGCAAGCAUGAGGAAAAGAAUGCCGAAUGUGCUAGACCAAAAGCUGAGAUUAGUGCCAGCAAGCGUUCUGUUGUAGCAUAAGAAGGGUGUCUGAGGUCAGAGCAUGGAGCAGCCUGCUCUGGAAUUUUUGCUGCUUUUUUCCGUUUUGAUAUUUUACAUUAUUCAUUGACAGAGGAAGACAUGAUUUGCAGAUAUAUUUGGAUUAUUGUGAAGGGGGAAGCAGUUGUAAUGUGUCAAAAGUAGAAAUCAUUAGCCACAUUAUGUGUUCAUGCUCAAUUGACUAGUUCAGUUACAUA